AGAAGUUUUGCAUACUGAAGCCAAUAUAAGAAGACAACAAUAUUGGAUACAAGUAUACGAAAUAGUGACUGUCUGAUACACGGAGAUACAACCAGCAAGAUGCAAAAUCUUUUAGUGACCAAAACUGACUUCCAGAAAGUCAAAAAUGCCACAGCUCACAAGACCCAAGACUACGACACCAAUGAAAUGGUGCUCAGAAGGGGACAGCCAGUUACAAUGGCUUUUACAUUCAACAGACAAUUAACGUCAAGAGAUGAGCUUAAAAUAAUUGUGGAAACAGGUCCCUCUCCAUCAAAGCAGACAAAUACAAAGGCAGAAAUGCUAGUGUCCAGCUCUAGCAGUGGGACAUCCUGGAGUGCGGUACGUGGAUCAAGCAGUACCAACGUCUUGAACAUUACAAUAAAUAUUCCAGUCAAUGCUGUGAUUGGCCGAUAUAAAAUGAGUCUACAGACUACCAGUGGAGGAAGACCGAAUGUCUCCAAAGUGGGAAACAUGAUUGUGCUGUUUAACCCAUGGGCAAAAAGUGAUGAGGUAUACAUGAGUAAUGAAGCCGAGAAAACAGAGUACGUUCUGAAUGAGAUUGGACUCUACUGGUUUGGAAAUGCGACUAGUUAUUCAUCUAGAAGAUGGGAUUAUGCACAGUUUGAAAGAGACAUAUUGAACAUCACCCUAACCAUGCUUGACAAGAAUGUAGAAUACAGGAAGAACCCAGCUUUGGAUGUGUCUCGCAGAAACGAUCCCAUUUACGUGGGAAGAGUACUAAGUGCUAUGGUGAACAGCAAUAAUGACAAUGGAAUUGUUGUUGGAAACUGGAGUGGAAGCUAUCCUGGUGGAGUGAGCCCAACAACAUGGAACGGAAGUGCUGCCAUUCUUCGCCAAUGGAUGCAGAAAGGACCUGUCAAAUUCGGGCAGUGCUGGGUGUAUGCAGGAGUACUUUGUACAGCACUCAGAUGUUUGGGGAUACCAGCUCGUACAAUCAUAAAUUUCCAGUCUGCUCAUGACACUGAUAAAAAUCUCUUUAUUGAUGAGGUCUAUGAUGAAAAUGGUGUAAAAGUUGAAGCUGAAUCUCAGGACAGCACUUGGAACUUCCAUGCAUGGAAUGAAGCCUAUUUUGCAAGAAAGGAUCUUGGGCUCCAGUAUGGUGGAUGGCAAGUAGUUGAUGCAACUCCACAGGAACAAAGCAGGGGUAUAUACCGAUUAGGACCAACCUCAUUGUAUGCUGUGAAGAACGGAGAUGUAGACAAACCUUACGAUACACCAUUUGUGUUUGCUGAAGUGAAUGCCGACACAGUAACCUGGGUAAAAAGUAGAGAUGGAACCAAAAGAAAGGUUUACACCGAUACUGCAGGUGUAGGGAAGCUCACCAGCACCAAAGCCGUUGGUGCCUUUGAACGCAAGGAUGUAACUAAUGACUACAAAUACCCUGAAGGUUCUGAUAAAGAAAGAGAGAUUUUUGAAAAAGCAAGAAAUAUAAUGGAGCCACCCAGAUCAUCUGAAGCGUUUGGAAUGUCUAUGCGCGAAUCAGAUUCUGCUGAUGAUUCUGCUCCUGUAAAACCUUUAUUUACUGGCAGUUUUAAAAAGGCCCCUGAAACACAAGUUGGUGAAGACCUGACAGUCACCUUGAUGCUCACAAACACUGUAACUGACCCCCAGAAGAUACAGAUCAACAUGACAGCCACCUCCAUAAUAUACAACAGUAAACCAGUUAAAGAUUUUCUUACUGAAUCCCAUUCAGUUUCCCUAGGACCUAAUGAAGAGAAACCUCUUGAGAUGAAAUUACCAUAUGUUGCUUAUAGAGAUGCCAUAACUGCAGACAACAUGAUCCAAGUUGUAGCUGUGUGUACCGAAGAAAAGGGAGGCAGCUUGCUAGCACAAACAGUGACUACGCUGAAGAAUCCAGCACUGCUGAUAAGGCCUAUCGAAGACGUCAAAUACGACAAAACUGCAAGUGUGGAUUGCAUAUUUACUAACCCAAUCAAAGAGGAUGUCCCGGACAGUAUUUUGAUUGUAGAGGGGAGUGGCCUUUUGCGUGACCAAGUAUUUAUCAAUGUACCAAGUAUGAAACCACAAGAGAGGAUUACAAUUACGUUUAAGGUGACCCCACACAGAAAAGGUGACAGAAGUCUCCUAGCGGAUUUCUCCUCUAAGAAGUUUCCAAAUGUGAAGGGCUUCCAAACAGUUCAGGUGGCUUCAUCAUAAAAAGCCAUACCUGCCGGAGGGAAGAGAAAAAAACCUAAUUUAGAAGCCUCAUUUGUUGUUUGUGCAUGGAAACAUCACCAUGCAAAAAGAUUUUUAAACAUUGGGGGGUCAUUUACUAUAGCGCCAGAAAGUACUUGGCACUAUUGCAUAUAAUAGCGCCCAUUUUAGCCAAUUAAAAUUUCAACAGGCAAAUGUGCGAAUGAAAAAUAGCGUAUUAGCGGCGAACAAAUGUUAGUAAAUUUGAAAUCAGCGCUAAUUAUCGAUUCUGCGGACAUGCAAGUGCCAAUUUUUACUAUGUUGUUAUAUAGUAUUGUACUGCAACCAUGGUCAAUGUAUGUGAAAGAAACAUUUUUAUAUGAGAUGUUCUCUACCUUGUGUGCAUCUAUUGAUGUAUAUUGCAAUUAGUAUUCCUAUUUUUUUUCCUUCUUUUGCUAACGCAUGCAGUUGUGAAUGAUUAUUACAGAGUAAUGUCUGCUAUUCUGUAAAGUUACAUGUAUUAAACAUUUAGGUUACCUA
Molecule: messenger RNA, 2715 nt
Organism: Rana temporaria (common frog)
Lineage: Eukaryota; Metazoa; Chordata; Amphibia; Anura; Ranidae
Product: protein-glutamine gamma-glutamyltransferase E-like
Exons: 13
Coding region: 100-2199 (699 amino acids)
Biological process (GO): peptide cross-linking
Molecular function (GO): protein-glutamine gamma-glutamyltransferase activity
Source: RefSeq, a predicted model, not a curated record